AUGGAGGUCAUGAGAUACAUAAAAGGAGUGGAUGGACUUCAACCUUUCAAAGUUCGUGGUAUCAUUUACACUACGAACUAUGAUGUUGAUGAAUAUGGAAUUCAAGUUAUACCGUUCGUUGCAACACCAGGAGAUUUGGAUUUCGGUAACAACGCAAAUAGACUAAGGACUGAAGAAGAACUUCGCCGAAUUGUGGCGCUUCCUCCAACUAGUCAAGAUAUCCUGGCUAACACGGAUCUCAAAGACUUGGAAAUGAAAAAAAAUAACGUCGAAUCGCCAUACACUCAUUUCAUUCAUCUCACAAAAUUUUAUCGUUUAGGAUACGAUAUAAUUAUAGAAAAGAAAUUUCUGGGUGGGAGACAAAAAGGUGGCCCAAUAAAAAUCAAGAAUCUUCACCUGAGCUGUAGAAGUAAAUAUCUGAGACUUCCGACUUGUCUGGAUCUGGAGGUGCAACAUCUUUUUGUUAGAAAUAACAGAAAUGGUAUAUCAAUUAUUCGACCUCUGUUAGCUCCACAUUGGAGUUCCUUGGAAUCUAUUACAGUAGAAAAACUCGAAAACCGGGAUAGCGAAAUCCUCAGCUCAAUUGGUACCGUGGGAGUUGAUGGGCUCCCCGAUUGGAGUGCAGAACUUCCGUAUCGUAGGAUGAAAUUUUCACAAUCGAGAUUUGAUAAACUAAAUUACAUACUUAUUGCAAAAAAUUUGAAAGUUGCACAGCCAAGUGUUGGAGCACAUUAUACGUUCAUUAUUUGGGAGGCAGGACUUGAAGAGGUCAUGGAAAUGAUGAAAGCAGACGACGACUUCGAAAACGGGCAAUUGCAGGCAAGCAAAGUUACCAAGUAUCAAGAAUGUUUCAUUUUACGAAUCAACAAUCAUUCGGAAGUUCUAAUCUAUUUCAGUUUUAAUCCAACCAGGAACUACGCUUCAUUUAGAUAUACAUUGGAAAUGGAAGUUCAACCACGUGUUGAGACGCUUCGUAAUUGA
This is a messenger RNA of Caenorhabditis remanei, 981 nucleotides long. RefSeq lists its product as uncharacterized. The transcript is spliced from 3 exons. NCBI's taxonomy places the organism in Eukaryota, Metazoa, Nematoda, Chromadorea, Rhabditida, Rhabditidae. The coding region runs from base 1 to 981 and encodes 326 amino acids. The record is from RefSeq and is a predicted model, not a curated record.